Messenger RNA from Conger conger (European conger), 4279 nucleotides. RefSeq names its product zinc finger protein 436-like. The record is from RefSeq and is a predicted model, not a curated record. Gene Ontology annotation, biological process: regulation of transcription by RNA polymerase II. Gene Ontology annotation, molecular function: DNA-binding transcription factor activity; RNA polymerase II cis-regulatory region sequence-specific DNA binding. The coding region runs from base 188 to 1843 and encodes 551 amino acids. The transcript has 4 exons. NCBI's taxonomy places the organism in Eukaryota, Metazoa, Chordata, Actinopteri, Anguilliformes, Congridae.
AGUACCAUUACAGUAUAAGGUUCUUGUUUAAGAAUGUGGAGCGUUUUUGUGUCGAGAUAUUUUAAUCAGCUAGUUCAUGGUCGUUGUUUCUCAUAUAAACAACUAACGAAACUAUUUUAUGGAGUGUGAUCGUUUUUGAUUGAUUCCUAAAUCGGGUCGUUCUGAGUGCGCGACAGAGUCUGAUACAAUGUCCAGUUGUGUUGUUUUUCAUUCUCAGUUAACUUCCAUCUUGGAGGUUCUAACUAAAGCUGCAGUGACAGAGAUUUGCCAGCUUGUAGACGAUGGAUAUGCGGUUUUACGGGUGGAAAUAUCUCGGAGUGAGAAAGAGAACCAAUCCUUGAAACGGAAACUGCAGAUGCUCGAGCUGAUGGUUGCGCGGGGAUAUGCCGAAGCUGGACUGCGAGAGACUUCUGCUGCAAAUAGUAGACCAGAUGGAGCCCAGGCUUUUGAUGGAUCCAGAGGAACAGAAAGGGAGAAUAAUUUUGCAGCUGCAGAACGAGCCUUUGGCAGUCAGCUGGGCAUCAGUCUGUGGAGAGAUGGAGAGCCCACAGCUGUGGAUGAAGAGGACACCUCAUUGGCAUCUCCCUUGAGAGAUGAGUGUACAGUGGACAUGGAUGAGGGAGGAUCACAAUCACUGCUCAUAAAAGAAGAGACGUUUGAAGAGGACUUGGAGAGCAGUCAUCCACAAGAAGCUGUGGAGUCUGAUCAUGUUGAAAGGGCUCCCAUUGCAGAACUACAGACUGCACCUCCAGUAGGCAAAGACCAGCUCACUGAGCAGCACAGCACCAGACACAGCGUUUGGGACGACAGUGGACUGGACACUGUUCUCAAGGCAGAACCAGAGAUAAAGACUGUAAACCUUGAGCGUACAGGAGCUGAAAACAGAGCAGGAAGAUUAAACAUUUUGGACUAUGAGGACAUAAUGCAGGAGAGAUCCGCUCAAAUGCCUUUCACUGCAGAUGGGAUCUCAGAUAAGGACAAGGAGGAAGCGGCUUGCUCUUACCCUGUGGAAAGUGACACGGAGAACCUUUCGGUUCACUCGGAGCUGCUUUCUGGGAAGAGUCUGUCCUCCCUAGGGUCACUGGACAUGAAAAGGGAGGAUGACACAAUUGACUCUGAGCUGCUGAAAGUGGAAGCUGAGAUGCGUUCUGCGUGGAGCAAAGAGAUCAUGUCAGGAGUCAUUUCUUCACAACACAGCUACUAUGGCAAAGACUGGGAGAGCGAUGAGCUACUGCUUGAAAGUGACACCAACGUAUGUCCCUCACAACCCGAAAUGGUGGUUCAGGACAACACAGCAGACCUCAGAUCCAAUGCCUUGGGCAUGAAUGGAUGGGCCCCAUACGACAAAAGCUCUGUUUCAUCAAGAAUCUCUGAGAAUAACUCUACAAGUGCAAGAGAAGAACAGUUUAUUUGCACAUGCUGUGGAAAGACUUUCAGUUGCCAGAAUGUUUUUGAAGCACAUCAGAGAACUCAUGUGGCGGAGAAACCGUUUAAUUGUUCGCAGUGUGGGAAAAGGUUUGCUCAAUUGAGUAAUCUCAUAACACACCGAAGGGUUCACACGGGGGAGAAACCUUACAGCUGCACACACUGUGGGAAGCAGUUUGCUCAGUCACGCUAUCUUGUAACGCAUCUCAGGAUCCAUACAGGAGAGAAACCGUUCAGCUGCACACAGUGCGGAAAACGGUUUGCGCAGUCCAACAAUCUUGUACGACACCAGAGCGUUCACACUGGAAAGAAGCCCUUCAGGUGCUCACAGUGUGGGAAGAGUUUCACAACGUCAAGUCACCGUAAAAGACACGAAAGUGUUCACAGUGGAGGUAGACCAUACGCUUGCACAUUGUAAAUAAACGUUCCAUAAUGACAGACCUAGGGAUGUGAACAAUUUGAUUGAUUGUCAGUCACCAGCACACACGUCAAUAGUUUAAUAAACGAUGAUUUUCGUUUUUCGUUCAAAAUAGAAUAUUACCAAAUCUUACCUAGCCUACUGCUGUAAAUGAGCGAUAGCAGGGAUGGGCAGGGUUUGUCAUUCACUUUACUGAUGAUUAGUUGAAAAGAUGGGCAGCUCGCAAAAGAUUACUAUGUGAAAUGAUUUUGAAAAGCUCAACAAAACACUGUUCGCUGGAAAUUGUGCGUUGACAAAUUCACAUAUUCGUCAACAGCUAAACAUUAAAUCACCUAAACACCAAACAUCCAAGGGAUCAUACCUAAUUAGCAUCUUAACUUCCUAGAGACCUCGUCAGUGUGACAAAUUUCCAGCUGAAAAUAUUACAGAGUUAAUCGCUUCCUGUAAGCAUUAUAGCUUCCUGUUGGCAUUUGUUGAGCCCAAAUAGGCUACUCCUGUGCGAUAUACUGUUCAUAUGCGAAAAAACAUCACAACUCGACUUGAAUGUAGUGAAACAGCGACCUCUGUCCAUCCAAGGCCAACAAUGUUGCGAUAACCAACUAUGCGUGGACACUACUAACUACUGAGUCUUAUGUGAAUGCAACUUCCUUAAGGGUAUGUUAAUGUGUUAAUUGCCCUUUUCAGACAUCAACUAGUUGAAGGUAAGAAAUGUGUAUUGUUCACAUUCCUUGACUGAACAUGAGCAACUUACCGUCUCUUUCUUUCAGAAGAGUUGUAUGUAUAAGUGUGGCUUCAUUGUUAUAUCAGCUCUAUUUACCCUGUGACACUGCCUUUUAAGACAGCAGAAUGCUCACUCUUCAGAGUUAGAAGUGACAAGCAAACCAUUCAGGUGCACACAUUGUUUGUGCACAAUAUACCAAUGUAACAAACAUUUAGUAAGCAUAUUACUACAGGGCAUGAACUUUCUGUGGUGGGGGAUAGGGCGGGAUGGACUGUAUAUUGUGAUUAAAUGUCCAAAGUAUUUUACUGUUGCCCUGUGAAGAGUUGCUUUUUAAUUUAAGGACAUUACUUAACACUAGCAUGCAUGCUUGAAGUUGAGUUAGGUUGGGUCUCUGAAAGUGACUACCUUCAUACACUGGAUUAGGUAUUUCUGCUUCAGAUUCAAACUGAAUAGAUCUCAAGAUUAUUUGCGAUGUAAAGUAGGCUAAAUGUUUGACGAUGGGUGCUGCUGCCCAAAUGUGUAAUACUGUAAAACUUCCAAUAAUGGAUCUAGAAAAUGAUGCAUGGGGUGGCAAAAGGGUUGCAGGGUGAAAUUUAGAAGUGGCAUGAUCAACGUUCUAAAUUCAUACACUGGCUACCGUUGAUACAAUAUCAACUUGUGAUUGCAUAAACUGAGAUGUAUGACAAGGAAGGAACAUUUGUUUUACAUCACAUCUUUUAGUUAGAUCAACACUGAGCUAGCUAACCAGUUUGCUGUUAAUAUGUGUAAUAUCUAUUAAAUGUAGCAAGUGUCCAUAAAGUAUGUUAUGCUAUGUAGUCAGGCUGUGUUGGCUUCCAUUCCAUCACAUAGUCAUUCAAUUGAAUGAAAUUCAAGUUGCAUUCUCUAGCGGACCAACAACUGAUAGAACUAGACAAAAUAACAAACACUAUUAUUGUGAUCAAUUACAUGAAAUGCAAGCUUAUUUCAACCUUUUUGUCAGAUUUGUAUUAGUUAAGUAUGUGUAUGCCACUUUGCGGGAAGGCAGAGGUGCAUCCAUUUUUUUGUGGGAAGGGGAAACAAUAAAAAUUGGAAAAUAUUAUAACAUUCUUUAUCAUACUCUUUUAAAUAAUAAUAAUACUUUUAUAUUGGUUCAGUGAUCUUCAAUCCUUGUCCUGGAGAGCCACAGGUGUCUUGGACAGCAGAAACAUUUAGCAGUGAAAAUACUGUCAAAAAUACAAUUUAUUUUAUUUUUAUUAGAACAGGUUUCAGCAUAGGGAAAUAUGUGCUUCUUGUGAUUAAGACCAGAGACUAAUGUCCCCUACAAUGAACAGAAAUUAAUUGCUGGGUUUCAGGAGGUUAUGGCUAUGUGGACCUGUAUGCGAUAGCUUUGCCUCACCCCACCUGGCCUUAAUUGGUGACCAGCCUUUAUUUACAUAUUAUACACAAACUGAACUGCCCAGCUAUAAUUGAGAUCUGACCACAAUUUGAGACCUGGUUUUUAUUGGAAGUUUUAUAGUAUACAGUGUUGUAAUCCACUUUUUUCCUCUAAAAUGUUUCAUUUAGAAGUUAUGAUCAUUGUCACUAGUAAGGUUGUCUUUGGAACACUUUUAAUCAGUGUAGUGUCACAUGUUGUUCACAAUAUGUAUUGCACUCCAAAACACAAUUGUUUAGUGUUUGGGGGAAAUGAGUAAUAAAUUACAUUUGUAAAAUAAAACCAAUUAUUGAAAAAAACCAAA